CGUAGCUUAUCCAUCCAUACUUGAGCCUGCAUCAUGACCCUCCGUUCCUCAGAUCCUCUUCCCUCGUUUUCUACUGGUGGAGACAUGCUGGACUUUCUGGUUCAGUCGGGUGAUAUCAGCAAACCUGACGGGCUGCUGGCUACCUGGUUUCACAGAGCUAACAGCAAGGAGGAAAUGAACAAAGCUCUCACAAGUGAUGCAAUGAUCCUGGAGGCUGAUAUCACGGUGGAGGGUUAUGGAACACCCAGUGAGAAGCCCAUCCCUAUCAUGGCCCACCCUCCUGACAUCUAUAGUGACAACACUCUGGACCAAUGGCUGGAUGCUGUGCUGGCAUCUAAAAAAGGCAUAAAGUUGGAUUUUAAGUCUUUGAAAUCAGUGGGUUUGUCAUUGGACCUUCUUCGUGAAAAGAACAGCAGCAGAGCAAUAAACAGGCCUGUCUGGCUUAAUGCAGACAUCCUCCGAGGUCCCAACGUACCAGAUUUCCUGCCUCCAGUCAAUGGAACCAGAUUUCUGCAGUUGAUUGAGGAGAAGUUUCCGGAUGCAACUUUGUCUCCUGGAUGGAUGGUAGCCUAUGGUCCUCCACUUUUCAUUGAAACCUACAGCAGGGCCAUGGUGGAGGACAUGUAUAACAUGAUCAAAGAUGUUCCUCAAAAGGUGACAUUCCCAGUCCAUGCCCUGUUGGUUCGCAGAGCCUGGCAGCACAUCAGCUGGCUCCUCAGCCAGUCACCACGGUUCAGUCUGACACUGUGGCAGGGUUCAGUUCAUCCAAACAUGAGUGACCUGCUGUUUAUUCGUGAGAACAGCUACCCCUCCAGAGUUUACUACGAUAUCUAUGAACCAACGCUGUCUGAAUUCAAAGAGGCUGCAAGGCAGCAGGGCCUUAUGAGAAGAUUUUAUCCUGGAGGAGACCUGAUGGAUUUCCUCUAUCCAGUUCACAAGUCAGACAGGGAUUCCCCAUCCACCGCCUACAAACAAGGCAACAGCCUGGCAGUCCAUUGGUUGAGAGUCUCUGACCACACCUCACUGUUGACUCAGCUUUCAGCUGGUGAUGGUGGUAUGCUGGUGGUCCAGGUGACCUCUGACCCUAACCAGCCUGGAGUCCCUCUGGUAGCGGUUUCAGGAGAGAGCUCAGAGGCCUUCACACUGCAGGACUUCCUGCACCUGCUUGAGCAGAGAGCUGACCUCCCCUGGGGUGUUUACCUGCAGAUCCACACUCAGCAGCUUCUGGAAGCUUCUCUUGAAUUGCUGCAGUCGGCCUACAGCAGGGAGAAGCUCUACAGGCCCGUCUGGAUCAGCACGGAGGAUUUACAGAGCACUGACAGCACCAAGGAGUUUGUAUCCACAGUAGAGAGACUGUUCCCGUACGUAACUCUGGUCCUGAGACGGCAGAAGUGGCCUCCAAUGAUCCCAGAGACAGGCUUGUCUCAGAGGGUGGCUCUACAUCUGAACACAGCAUCACUGCCAAAAGGACAAGAGGAGCUAAACUCUCUAGUGAGAAUGAUGGAUAGCUAUGACCUUAUAGUGGAGGAGGACACACACAGCAGUGCUGGAGAUUCCACAGUCCUCACAGGACUUAAGAGCCAGUGUAGAGGGAGAGCAAACACAAAUCUGUAUGUGAUAUCUGAUCAGUCCUAACUGAGGAUAGAUAUGACCAACCCACGAUUACUGCACUAAAAAUGAUAUUUGUGUCAUAUGUUUGCCUCUUCAGUGUGAUAGACAUACACUGCAACAUUGUUCAUCAAACCUGUCCUUUGUAUUAAUUAGAGGGCUAAUGUAUCAGCUGCUACUGGUUCAUACUGAUCUAUCAGUGUAUACAAUGGUGUAUGUGGGAAAAAUAUUGUACAUAAUGCAAUGCAUAUUGCAAAUCAGAGACUACCUUGCUUAAUAUGUAAGUUUAUGCACUGUUGAAGCUUGUUGCCAGACUUUAAGUAUGGCAGUUUCAGUCAGGUGGUCAGUCCAGCACUUUGGUCUAGAGCAGCGGUUCCCAAACUUUUUUAGCCACGCACCCCCUUCUGUGUCCCAACCGGGUUGACCCACCCCCGAUCCCCCACACCUUCAAAAAAACCCUAAUGCAAAUAGCUUUUUUAUAGCCAUAUUAAAGGAGCAAGUUUAAUCAUGCUCAAAUGACCAGAACACACAUAUAAUUUAAAAAAAACAUCACAACAAUGAGCUCAGUUUCAAAAUAAUGCAACAAAGUUAUGCGCAAGCUUCCACUUUUAAGAGCAAAGAGGAUGAUGACAGACUCAGGAUCAGAGGCAGAAAGCACAUAAGUUGGGAAAAUGUUAUAAUAUUUUGAGCUGCACUGGACAAAAAUAACUGCUUCUACGCUUAAUUUUAAGAUGAAGUGCUUUUUGAAUAGCCUGCAUUUAUUUAUUAAUUAAUAUUACAGUUUUUGAUUUUACAAAGGAAAUUUUUAUUUACAUUUUUCUCCUAUUUUUACAUUUUUACAUUUUCUUUAUUGUGUGGGGGAAAAAAUGUAAUUGUGUAAUUAUCAGACCACCAUUACAUUUUUCAUCUCGUGCACCCCCUAGAGGCAGCUUGUGCACCCCUGGGGGUCCACGCACCACACUUUGGGAAUCCCUGGUCUAGAAUAUAAUGUCUUGACGAUCAAUGAUUGGCAUACAACUUGUUAGACAUGUUACAUGUUAAUGACUUUGAUGAUUGCUUCACCUUUUCCUAAAGUGCCACCAGGAGGCUGACAUUUUUAUUUCAAAGUGAUAUCUCUCCCCUACAGAGUUGAUUGCCAUUGUAAAGACACUCAUGAUUCUAUCGAGUGUGAUUUGAACAUCAAUACAUGCCAAACAAGCCACGGCCAGAAACGUUCCGAACACUGGAAAAAGAAAAUAACAGAGAAAACACAGGCCACACUCUUCUAUGGGUCACAUGUGAUGACUGAGAGGGAUUAUUAAUAGAGGGUAAGGGAUUAUUAUUUUGGUGUGAAUCUAUACAUUGUUUUAAUAAAUACACAUCUUCCUCACUGUGCCUUUAACAUGUCAUCAUGUACUUCACUGUGGAUUUAGAGAUUUGCUGUGAUUGGCAGAAAGCAUUUUUCUUUCCAUUUAAGGAACCAAACUUAACCUGUUUCCUCAAA
This is a messenger RNA of Centropristis striata (black sea bass), 3091 nucleotides long. RefSeq names its product family with sequence similarity 151 member A (gene fam151a). NCBI's taxonomy places the organism in Eukaryota, Metazoa, Chordata, Actinopteri, Perciformes, Serranidae. The transcript has 12 exons. Bases 34 to 1635 code for a protein of 533 amino acids. The record is from RefSeq and is a predicted model, not a curated record.